CAGAUCUCAAAUGUUUGGCAAAAUCACUUCAAAAUUAACGUGUUUUUAAAAUAAAAAUUCAAAAAAUACUACAAAAAAAAAACGAAAAAAGCAAUGGAAGUUGACCAGUCUAUCCCCGAAGAGCAAUCUCCGCACGAGGAAGAAUCAUCAUCACCAGAACCCACCCAGCAAUUGCAAUCCAGUGACUCACCAGCGAAUCCCACCCAGGAGCUACCGUCGUCCGAGCAUGAAGCGCAACCGUUAUCAGCUGAACCGGCCGAGGAGCUGCCUUCGUCUGUGGUGGAUGGCGUCUUAGCUUCGGGAUGGACCGUUCACACAGACGGCAGUUUCACCGACGGUGAUCCACUAGAUGAAGGCAACACCGUGCACCUGUGUCCCUACCGAGCGUUCUGUUCCAAAUCCACAAUCGUGGAUGAAUCGGAAGAGUUUCCGGAACCCGUCGGUCCACUGCAGCACUUGGUCGACGUAGAACAACCGAAGCCAAAGCGUAGCUUUGCUCAGCUCUACCUUGCGGAAUGUCGCAAGUACGGCAUCACCCCGCUAACCUACAUUCGGGAAAUUUUCGAACAAGUGGAUGCGAAGACCGCUGAGUCCGUAGAAAUUGAUUUAAAUCGCUUCGGCUGCAGCAACCUAAAAACUCAAAUCAUCCUGGACUGUCUUGCGCAGGCCUGCCCGGACCGGCUUAAGCUAAUCAAACUAGACCAUAACCUGCUGAUGAACUUACCGUUGGCCGUCAGCCUGUCGAAUCUCCUGCAAGAAACGCAAAAAAUCAGCGAGUUAAGUUUAGCCCACUGUCGUCUGAGCGAUGACGAAGUGGCCCUAACUUUGGCGGAAGCACUGUCGACAUCUAGCGUACAACGAUUGAACUUGACCCGCUGUCAGUUGAGUGAUCGCGCGGGGGUAGCUCUGUUCCGUGCUUUAACCCUCUCCGAUUGUAUUCAGCGGGUGGAUGUUAGCUGGAAUCGGUUGGAGCAUUCCAGUGGUGUUGCCGCUGGAUUGUUCCUAUCGGGGAACUCGGCCGUGCAGGAGCUUAAUCUGGAAGGGAACUAUCUGUAUCUGGAAAAGCAGUGCAUUGUGCCGUUUAUGCAGGAACUGGCCAAGAAUGUGACACUGAAGAAGCUUAAUCUGGCGUGGAAUGCGCUGGGAGGGAAGUUCUUUGCAGAAACGAUCUAUAAGGCGUUUGUAAAGACGGGGCUUGAAGUGGUGAAUUUGGAAAUGAAUUGUUUACGAUCGAUUGAAAUGGAGAACCUGCUGAGAGUGCUUCGGAAGAGUGAUUUGCUGAAGGAGAUCUACCUUGGAGGAAAUUUUUUCACUGUCGAUGAGUUGAAGGAGCUGGUCACAACAUUCGGGGAAAAUCCUAACAUGAAGAUUCUCUCGCUGGGAAAGUAUCAAUUUGUGAAUAGAGUGACCAAUCGGCUAUCGAAACGUAUAAUGACUCAGGAUCCUUCCAAGACUAUCACCUACCAAGGCGUUCUACUGCCGAAGUUGCCCCUCAAGGUGGACAUUCCGGAGAUGUUACUGGACCGCUGCCGUUUUCUAGGCUUGAAACCGAAGAAGAAAAAACUAAAACGAAACCUGGGUCACCUGAUGCUACAGUUUCAGCUCCUGGAGAAACCUUCUUUACCGAGGGACGAUUUCCUAGCGAUGGUAAAGAAGUUCCGCAUAAAACUGGAUAAAGAUCUGAAGAAAAUCCUGAUGGAAACAUUUGCCGAUCAGAAGCGGGUCGAUACCGCUGCGAUGGCGGCGAAGUAUUUGGAAAAGUAUCCAACGGAACCGCCUCCGGUGAAGAAGAAGAAGGACCGAUCGGGGAAGAAGAAGGAAGGGAAGAAAGGAGGAGGGAAGAAGAAGUUCUGAGCUUUUCGGGGCCUUGCUAGGUUAUUAGUUGUCUGGAUUCUAAUCAUGUUUCAUGCUAAUGUUUUCUCAUACUAUCGUGCUUUUAGGGAAUACAUUGGCUUUUAGAACUUGGUUUAUUUAUUGGAACGAGUAUGGUUUCUCCUCUUUCUCAGUUCAGAAGCCAGAAAUCGCUACACUCUUAUAUAGCACGCAAUAAAAUCUACUAGUGGAUCGCUUAGUCUAUUGGCAAAAGCAAAUUUUCGUUCCUUUUGCCUAGUGUGUGAAACGUGAAUAAACAAUGAACGACAAUGCAAAGUUAGCUU
This is a messenger RNA of Topomyia yanbarensis, 2156 nucleotides long. RefSeq names its product leucine-rich repeat-containing protein 74A-like. Gene Ontology annotation, molecular function: protein binding. The transcript has 3 exons. NCBI's taxonomy places the organism in Eukaryota, Metazoa, Arthropoda, Insecta, Diptera, Culicidae. The record is from RefSeq and is a predicted model, not a curated record. The coding region runs from base 94 to 1854 and encodes 586 amino acids.